This is a messenger RNA of Phycomyces blakesleeanus NRRL 1555(-), 1179 nucleotides long. RefSeq lists its product as hypothetical. The record is from RefSeq and is a predicted model, not a curated record. The transcript has 4 exons. Lineage: Eukaryota; Fungi; Mucoromycota; Mucoromycetes; Mucorales; Phycomycetaceae. Bases 52 to 567 code for a protein of 171 amino acids.
AGACAUGGUUCCAGCUUGGUGUCUCGGCGAUUCACAGACCAGGUCUUUACAAUGAUGAUGAAGAACACUGAGUCCAUCGGUGAUUACUCGAAGAAGUUCCUCCGUGCGGUUUACAAUGCUGGUUUACCCAAAGACGAUGCUCGCAUCGCUGAUCGCUUCCUUGCCUCGCUGACCUUAUCAGUGCAAACACUGGUAAGAGUUACCAUGGCCCGCUCUGGUCCCAAUGGGGAGUCCAAGCGUGAUUGGACUGUAGAGCAGAUCACGCAGAUCGGCAGAGACAUCCUUGGGGAUGACAACAGGCUCUAUGCUGAGGCGACCCGAUUGAUUCCUGGUUCCCGUGGGCAACCUGAGAAGAAUAACGAGGAACAUCCCAGAAAGAAGCUUCACCACUCCAACAAGAUAACCAAGCAUGAGAAGACAUUUUUCUGCUCGCACCAUGGAAAAAACCCAACCCAUGAGUCCAGCAAGUGUUUUACCUUGAUCAACCACAAGAACAAAGCCAGUAGUUCCAACAGUCGCAAUCCUUGCAGACGUUGUGGUGAAAACUACUACCAUGGUCAUGUUUGACAGAAUUGAGAGAAGAAUUAAAGCUAAUGAUGCGUUUAAUCUUGUAACUCCAAUCAUAAUAGAGAACCAGAAGUUAAUCGGGAUGAUCGAUACAGGCAGUUCCCGCACGUUUAUAAAUUUGAAAUGUUUAAAUAACAAUUUACAAAUAACAAAAAUAAAUUCUUCAAUUGGUUCCUUUAAUUUUCUGUCUUUAAGCAUGCACCAGAGGUGUUAGAGUUUAAUACGGGUUUUAAUUUUGAUAUCCUCCUUGGAAGAGAUAUUUUGGCAAAGAUGAAUAUUGGAUUAAUUAAUGUUGCAUAUGAUAUUGAAGGAGAAUAUGUCCAUUCAGAUAAUGCAAAAGACUAUGCCGCCAUUUAUGAAAAUCUAAAUAUUGAUAAAGAGAAAAAGUUUGAACCUGAUAAUUCGCCAGCUGGCACAGCACAGCAACGAGCAGAAUUUAUGAGCUCUAUUAAAGCAUCAUAAGGAAGGUGCGACGGCUUACAGACGGCAGUAUCCUAUACCGCACGCUCUAAGACCAACACUUGACAAGCAAGUAAAAGAAUGGCUUGAGACAGGAACUAUUGUCAAGUCCAAGACCAACACUUCCUUCAACAGUCCAAUGUUGCUUGUUCC